AUGAAUUUAAUCCCUAACGAGCGUCAGGCUAUAGAGCAGUUAAGAGAGGUCAGUGAAUUAGAACCCACUUUAUUGAAUUGGGGGAGAGAAAUACGACUCUUCAAUAGGAAUUCCAAUAAAAAGCGAAAGUCUUCUACUAGAGAUGGAGAACAUAGAUAUCAUCGUUUACCUCAAUUGAAUAAGAUUCCUCUUAAAAUACCACUUCAAGAAAUCUCAUUAAAUAAAGAAUAUUCUACUCCUAAUUAUUCAUAAUUACCUCCCUUAAUCAAACCUGUUAAACCUCAUACUGCAAAACCUAAUUAUAAUGGCAUUGUUCUUGGUGUUAACUUUGCACACUUUGAAAAGCGUAUAUUAAGUAAAAUCAAUUAAGCAUGA
This is a messenger RNA of Paramecium primaurelia, 375 nucleotides long. NCBI's taxonomy places the organism in Eukaryota, Ciliophora, Oligohymenophorea, Peniculida, Parameciidae. The record is from the annotation of a GenBank genome assembly.